GGUAGGCUGCUCCUUUCCUCCCGGUUGGACUCGCUAGGCUGUCACAUUUUUGAGAUCAUGGCAACCCCGGAUGUCGCCCCUCAUUUUGGGGCGGAGUUGAAGGAUGCAUUUAAACCAGUCAACAAUUGGGUUUCGAAUGGUAUCGGAUGGCUGGACGAGAUCCAACAGUUCUACCGAGAGCGCAGUGCGAUCGAAAAGGAGUAUGCGGCCAAGUUGACGGCGCUAUGCAAGAAAUACUACGACCGCAAAGCCAAGAAAAUUAGCAGCCUGAGUGUUGGAGAUACCCCUAGCAUGACCCCCGGCUCCCUCGAAAGCGCCUCGCUUACCACUUGGUCCACGCAAUUGAGCGCCGUUGAAUCGCAUGCCGCAGAACGAGAUCAAUUCGGUACAGACCUGCUCACUCACGUCGCAGAGCCGCUCAAGCACGCUGCGAACCAGUACGAGGAACUCCGGAAGUGCCAUGUCGACUUCCACGCAAAACUAGAAAAGGAGAGAGACUCCUCGUACGGCGAUCUGAAGAAGGCCAAGGGCAAAUAUGACGGAGCAUGUCAGGAGGUGGAAGCCCGGCGCAAGAAGAUGGAGGGCUCGUUCGACCACAGCAAACCAAAGGCUCAGGCGGCAUACCAGCAACAAAUUUUAGAGAUGAACAACGUCAAGAACACAUACCUCAUCAGCAUCAAUGUGACCAACAAGAUGAAGGAGCGCUUCUACCACGAAUACGUGCCGGAACUACUUGAUGGCCUCCAAGACCUCAACGAAACGCGUGUCACGAAGUUGAAUUCGCUCUGGUCGCUCGCCGCACAGCUAGAAAAGAAUUCGCUCUCUAAAAGUAUGGACCAUAUGGCGAACCUCAUGAACGAGAUCCCGCGCAACGUUCCCCAUCUGGACUCGCUCAUGUUCCUGCGCCACAAUGUCACACAAUCCCAGGAGCCAGCCAAUGUGGGCUUCGAGCCGAGCCCGAUCUGGCAUGACGACGACGCUCUCGUCACGGACGAGGCCGCCAAGGUCUUCCUGCGCAAUCUCCUGAGCAAGAGCAAAACCCAGGUGCGGGAAUUGAGGGUUGAAACGGAUCAGAAGCGACGCGAGGUGGAAGCAGCCAAACGGGUCCGGGAGAAUAUCCAGCAAGGCAAGGAUAAGCGCAACGAAGUGGAGGUGGUCCGGUCCAUAUUCUUCCAGCAGGAGGCACUGCACGAAUGCGAUCGCAGGCGCCUAACCGCGGAGGUUGAAACCUCGACCAUCAUGGCGGUGGUGGGUGAUCUUUCCCUCGGGGCCCGCAACCACAACUUCAAGUCGCAGACGUUCAAGAUCCCGACCAACUGCGAUCUCUGUGGAGAACGGAUAUGGGGCCUGUCCGCGAAGGGCUUCGACUGCCGGGACUGUGGCUACACAUGCCACAGCAAAUGUGAAAUGAAGGUCCCGGCGGAGUGUCCGGGCGAGCAAUCCAAGGAGGAAAAGAAGAAGCUGAAAGCCGAGCGACAAGAACAGGCCAACGCGGCCCCAGCACCACUCGAUCUAGAACCAACCACAACGUCGUCUACCGCGCCCUCGCUCACCCGCAAAGACACCAUGAACUCCCUAAGCUCAGGGUAUGCCGUCAGUGCCAACCGAUCGAUGUCGAAUGCCACCAGCCAGUCUCCUGCCUCUCCGGCCGAGCUUCCCACGCCAGUUGCAGAGACGAAGCCCGCGCCAGUGCGGAAGAACAGAGUCCUGGCCCCACCGCCCGCACAGUACAUCAGCAGUCCACCAGCGAGUGACUCGACCCCUGCGCUAAGCUCCCCUGCCAAGACCAGCGAACAGCACGGCAAGAUGCUAUACGCAUAUCAAGCGGGCGGCGCCGACGAGGUCGACGUCCAAGAAGGUGACGACAUUGUUAUCCUCGAACCAGACGACGGAUCCGGUUGGAUGCGCGUCCGGGCCGGUGCCGACGAAGGUCUCGUCCCCGCCUCGUAUGUCGAGAUCGGACCGGCUCCCUCACCCGUGCCAUCCGCCAGUCCGGGCUUCGCGACCGACCGCCCGGGGUCAACCUACUCCAACUCGUCCGCCUCCCUGACAGGCGGCAGCGCAGCGAAUAAACGUAUCGGCCCGGCCGUGGCGCCCCGGCGCGGCGCCAAGAAACUCCAAUACGUGGAAGCGAUGUACGACUACGAAGCGCGCAGCGACAUGGAAUGGAGCAUGACGGAGGGCGACCGAUUCGUGCUGGUCAAUCGCGACGGCGGAGACGGCUGGGCGGAUGUCGAACGCGGCGGCGUGACCAAGAGUGUUCCGGCCAACUAUAUCCAGGAAGUGUAGUCCCUACUACCACCACCACCACCUCUUCCUCCUCCUCCUCCUCCUCCUCCUCCUACAAUCCUACCUACUCCCUCCUACCUUGGUAUCCUGGUUGUAUUGCAUACAGCAUACAUACACUGUUCCUUUCCUCUUUUCUUUUCUUAUCUUCUCACAACUCAUCCAUGAGACUUUUCCUUCGUCAUUGCAUCGGGAGCAUGGGGUGCUGGUUGGUUUGCUUUGGUUUGUUUGUCUUGUCUUUUCUUUGUUCUAUUUUAUCUUGGCUUCUGGCUUUGGCUUUGGCUUGGCUAUACAUUCUUAAGUAUUCAUACAUACCUUGGUAGGUUGGAUCAAGCAGGUGGAUUAUUCGUGCUGCUGGUUAGAUAGCUGUCCCGGACGCGCUAGCACAUAGCAUGGCAUGACAUGCAUGGCACAGGAAUGGGGAUGCAAAUGGGGAUGGAUUCUUGUACAUAGGAUUGAUGGAUUUCGCGUGUUGUGAAUAUGUCAG
This is a messenger RNA of Aspergillus ibericus CBS 121593, 2773 nucleotides long. Its product is annotated as putative actin polymerization protein Bzz1. Gene Ontology annotation, biological process: regulation of actin filament polymerization. Gene Ontology annotation, molecular function: protein binding. The record is from RefSeq and is a predicted model, not a curated record. The transcript is spliced from 7 exons. The coding region runs from base 58 to 2289 and encodes 743 amino acids. NCBI's taxonomy places the organism in Eukaryota, Fungi, Ascomycota, Eurotiomycetes, Eurotiales, Aspergillaceae.